Molecule: messenger RNA, 333 nt
Organism: Mytilus trossulus (common blue mussel)
Lineage: Eukaryota; Metazoa; Mollusca; Bivalvia; Mytilida; Mytilidae
Product: DNA-binding protein inhibitor ID-2-like
Exons: 2
Coding region: 1-333 (110 amino acids)
Biological process (GO): cell differentiation; negative regulation of transcription by RNA polymerase II; circadian regulation of gene expression
Cellular component (GO): nucleus; cytoplasm
Molecular function (GO): protein dimerization activity; transcription regulator activity
Source: RefSeq, a predicted model, not a curated record
AUGAAGGCCGCUACCCAGACAUGUGUUAGAAACACAGAAUAUGGAAUUAAACAAGAAAAACUGUUAAAACCAAAACACGAAGAUACAACUGAGAUGCAGCAAUGUUUUUCUAAACUAAAGGAUUUAGUGCCAUCAGUGCCAAAGGACAUUAAACUAUCUAAAACACAACUUCUUCAGCAUGUGAUUGACUAUAUUUUAGAUCUUGAAUCCACCUUAGAUGUACCCGCAGUCCUAGCAUCAGCUUCCUGUAGAUCGCCAUUGUCAGAAAAAUGCCAACCAAAUGUCAUCGGAGAUGGUCUGAAUGUUCGGACUGGAUUUCGAUCUUUAUGCUGA